Halichondria panicea is the source of this 5844-nucleotide messenger RNA. RefSeq lists its product as uncharacterized. Bases 522 to 5720 code for a protein of 1732 amino acids. Gene Ontology annotation, biological process: protein phosphorylation; positive regulation of kinase activity; cell surface receptor protein tyrosine kinase signaling pathway. NCBI's taxonomy places the organism in Eukaryota, Metazoa, Porifera, Demospongiae, Suberitida, Halichondriidae. Gene Ontology annotation, molecular function: ATP binding; transmembrane receptor protein tyrosine kinase activity. The record is from RefSeq and is a predicted model, not a curated record. The transcript is spliced from 25 exons. Gene Ontology annotation, cellular component: plasma membrane; signaling receptor complex.
GCAUGCUUACUGCUGAUGAAAAGUGAUGACCUUUUUUUUAGGUAAAAUUCCAAGCUAUUUAGCGCCUGCUCUGGCCCUGCUCAAUGGAUUUGAGCCCUUCCCUUCCCAAAAUCCUGGCUAUGCCACUGGCAGUGGUAAUAGGCCUUGGAGAAUGCUGUUGCUGAAGGCAUCCUAUGCCUUGCACGGCAUAAGCUUGUAGCGUUCACAAGCCAAUUGCGAUCUUGAACAAAAACCGUGGCAUACUUAUAAGCUAUGAAUGAUUAUUAUGCAAUAGCUUGUGCACCGUUAUUCAACCGCUUUCACUAUUAGUUUGUCAAAUAAAAAAUACGUAUUAUAACAGCCAGGGGCACUAUAUCAGUGUAAUUGUUACUUCAUAUUCUUCAGAGUGUGUUCCUCCGUCUCUCCCGGCCCACCCCUCACUGACGAGGGAUGACGCUGUACAGAGGGCUCAAUGUUACGCUGGAUGUGCAGAAAAUCCUAAUGCUCCAAAAACCAGAGGAAGCAGAUUUUCUCUGGCCUUCAUGCAGAAUCACGCACGAACUGCAGCAACCACCCAACAGCAAAUCAGUCUUUUUAUCACCACUGAACAGGAGAACUCAACUUUCACACUAGAGACGCGAUGGCCGGGAGUGAAUGGAUUAGGAUUCACUGAGACCUCUCCUGGAUCUGGGCUAUGGUCCCGCACGGAAAUCGCUCGACGUGGAGAAUACACUUUCAUUAAUCUGCCAGCAGGAAGGAAUGGCCAACAAAACAUAGCCGUGCAAGGCAAUGGAGAUAAUGAUGAAGCUGACAGACAAAAAGGACUGUUUGUAACAGCAGAAAAUGCAAACGAUGAGCUCACUAUAUAUGUGUUUAGUGAUGAAUUGGUAUCCACUGAUGCGUACAUGGCUAUUAACUGUGUCGAGUUUCCAGGUGCUAGAAAUUACAAGUACUUUAUCUUUUCAUCUGGUGUAUUCGGUGGAGAGCAAUUUGAGAGUCGAUUUCUCUUUACUCCUUGUCAAGAUGACACUACUGUCAGUGUACAAGCCUCCCAAAUCCAAACCCAUCCCGCUUGGGUGCUACCGAAUUCUGGCAACCUAAAUGCUCGAGUCGAAGCAACUUAUGGGAGGGCUUUCAAUCGUUUUGACACUGUGAUGAUUAGCAAUCUUGACGAUCUUACCGGCUCUAUCAUCACUUCUGACAAGCCAUUGGCUGUAUUUUCUGGGCAUCAAUGUGGAACUCCUACUGAUGAUGGAACUUGCGACUAUCUUGUAGAACAAUUGCCACCUCAUCCAACAUACGGUGACCUGUUUUUUGUGGCUCCCUUUGCUGUCAGACAAAGCGGUGAACUGUACAGAAUUGGCUCAGUUUCUGCUGGAGCACAAGUAACAAUCAAUUGUGAGUGUGCAGCAAGUUCAGCUGAUGGGAAUAAUCGAGUUGGACUUGUUAGCGCUGGAGAUGGUGUUUACUCGGCCACAGUGGGUGCAGGACAAUACGCUGAGUGCCUAACACCUCAGAAUGCUCAGACCUAUUGUUGUGUUACGUCCUCUCAACCCGUUACUAUGGCUGCUUACACACUCGGAAACUUGAUUGACAACCUUCAAAACAUACAGGAUCCACCACUUCCUUUUAAUCCGAUUGGAGAUCCAGCCCUCGUUUAUAUACCACCAGCCAGCUCCUAUUUGAAUAGUUAUAGUCUCAGUGCAGCCCCAAGUUUGGCUACUCAGUUACAGGGAUUUCUAAGCUACAUCUUGCCCACUCGCAUCUUCGAUAAUUCCCCACAAGAUCGGCAGAGGUUUCGUGUAAAUGGAGAAACAUACAUUCCCGACCAAUACGAAGCCAUCAACUGUCAAGUGAAUGGUUCAAAUGAGGUGUGUGCUUAUGGAGCUACCAGAUUUUUGGGCGUAGGAAAUGUUGAUAUUUCUUAUGACAACAUUAAAGGUGGAGCAUUCUGGGGAUUUGCAUAUGGCUACGCUCGAGAAGUUUCAUUUGCUUAUCCUUUGGCUUUUGAAAUGGAGCCAGUUGGACUGGCCUGGAUUCGAGGAGUGGAUCAAGUUGUACUGGAAACUGUUGGAACGGUCGAUCUCAUGUUUAGUAUCACCCGUGGUGAUCAGUCAGAGCGUAGUAGAGCAUUUGCUGACACUCAAGACCUCUCAGCCAUAGCAGGUUCUGAUUAUAAUGAUCCUCAGCCACAAAAUAAUGGUGGGCCCACUGAAAUUGGCAACCUGCGAUGGAGAGCUGGUGACACGUUACCUCGUGUUCCAUACGUAGUCACUAUUUUGGAUGAUGCCAUUUCAGAGCCAGUGGAAGUGGUGGAGGUGAUUGUGCAGUGUGUUGCAAUGGAGAACUGUUACCUGCCCAGAACUCGGUACACCAUAACCAUUAUUGAUGAUCAAGGUGCCUGUCUUGACCUACCUGCUUUCUCCAGUGGCUCCAUCUCAUACGACUUUGAGUUUUUCCCAGAGAUUAAUGGUCGACCAUACGAAACAGUUGCCACGUACGAGUGUGAUGUUGGAAUUUUAGUAGGAGAACUAACAAGGACUUGUAAGAAUGGAGUGUGGUCCGGAAUUGUACCAAUUUGCGGGGUCAUUCCAGUAAGGUUGCCCCAGAUCAUUCGAUUGACUACCAGGAACCUCAUUCCCCCCACAGAUGGCUUUGAGUACUCGUGUGUUGUGAAUGAAGUUAGUCUGUCAGCUCAGUAUGAGAGCGAGACCUCCAUCGUGUGUAUAGUGGGCAGCAGGAAUCUCACACUUUCUGCUGGGGUCGGUAGUUCCCCUGUGGUUGUCACAGUGAUUCGGUCGGAGAAUGGUGUCAACAACACACUCAGCAAUACAACUGCAGUGACGUUGUAUGAUUGCCGUAAUUUGGCCAGUGGAUGUUCAGAAUGUAUUGCGGCCAGAAUAGGGUCAGAGUUCGUAUGUGGGUGGUGUGGAGGUAGUUGUGAGGUGAUACAAGAGUGCUCCACUGAUAGUUUCUUUAUUGAGGGGGACAAGUGUCCUGCCCCUGUCAUCAACUCGUUCACUCCAAUGUACGGACCAGUUGAGGGUGGUACAGAAAUCACUGUGAACGGCACUGACCUCGGAGUGACCUUUGCCGACAUUCAGAACUCCACUCUUAUAUUAGGAGGUGUGACCUGCACUCCCGUAAAUACUGGCUACAUGCCAGGGCGCCAAUUUGUCUGUGAGACCACCAACUUAACAACUGAAGGCCCCAAAAACGUUUCUCUCACCAUUGGCUCUAGAGAUGCCAUCGUAAACGCAGGUUCCUUCACUGCUGUGGAUCCUACUGUGAACAGUGUGACUCCGACCUUUGGACCCAUGGCCGGGGGGACCACAGUGGCUGUGAGUGGGACUAGACUGGACGUGGGUAAUCAGCAGGACACUAGCGUUUCUUUAGACAUCAGUGGAUCAAGCUCUGUCUGUAAUAUAUUAUCUAUCCAGUCUCAUGAGAUUCGUUGCACUACCACAGCAUCAAGCUUCGCCUCUGAUGCAAUGGUGGUGGUGUCCAUUGAUGCUGCCAGAAUCAGAAAUCCUGGGCUAGUCUUCAGUUAUCUUAACAACCCCAAUGUGAUUAGUGUGUCUCCUAGCAACACGAUUUCCAGCGGAGGCAUCGCGCUGACCUUUACUGGACUAUUCUUUAAUGUGGUACAACAGCCUGUGUUGGAGGUCUACCAACCAAUGGGGGUUACUCUGAGGAGCAACUGCACUUUGGGAGAGGGUACCAUCUGCAGUGUUACUGUGAACAUUACCACCCUUACAUGCUACACUCCUGACCUGUCGGAGACCUCACCGACUGCAUUGAACUAUGCUCUAAUGUUUGAUGAUGUCCCACCCGCACUCUUCCUCAUCACCGUCCAAUCAGAUCCAUCCAACUUCAGUCUGAAUUCUUCUCAAGAUGUCAUCACUGGCAUGGCGGCCAUCAUACAUAUUGUGGGUGAUAAUCUCGACUCAGUGGAUACCAGUGAGAUACGUGUGACAGUGGGAGGGGAGGAGUGUGUCAAGACACCUAGUAGCUUGACAGGGAUCUUCUGUACUGCUCCCUCAGAGCCACCAGGAGGGGAAAACCCAGCUAUCAUAAAUGUGACCGUUGGGAGAAACAUCGCUGAAGUACUGGAUCAGCGAUUAAUGUACCGUGAACUUCCUAUGACUACUGAAGUUCCUGUGACUACUGCAGCUCCUGUGACUGCUGGAGUUCCUGUGACUACUGGACUUCCUCUGAAUAUCAUCAUCCCUUUUAGUGUCAUCAUCAUCAUUGGUGUACUGAUCGUGUGUGUACUGAUAUUAGUUGUCAUCUGCUUCUAUAUAAAGUCUCGAAGGAAGUCAGUGUCAAUUGCUACGCACCAACAAAACAUGGAGCUUGUGGCUACUGGGAUAACUCAAGAGGUAUUGGAUGGCAACACUGCACUCGUUAAAUCAGAACUCAAUGAAAUUGCUGAGUCCAUCCCAGACUCAUUCAAAAUACCAGCCUCAAAAUUGAAGCUCUCUAGUACUGCAAUAGGACAAGGUGAAUUUGGCAUUGUGUACAAGGGAGUCCUGACAGACUGGAACCAUGUACCUAUACAGGGAGUGGCCGUGAAGACAUUAAAAGGUCUGUUCUCAAUGUCAGAUGUUCAGAGCAUGGUGUGUGAGGUGAACAAGAUGCAGGACUUUGACCAUCCCCAUGUCAUGUCCCUGAUUGGGGUGUGUCUCGAUGCUGGCCCCGGCAUUGCCAUAGUGAUGCCAUAUAUGGCCAACGGGAGCCUCUUCGACUACCUCAAGAGAGAGAGGAAUAACCUUGAGCUGGAUGAUGACUGCGAGAUUGAUCAGAUUCUGGCAGUGAGAAAACUGCUUCUAAAGAUAUGCCAUCAGAUAGCACUGGGAAUGGCCUACUUGGCCGAGCAGAAGUUUGUCCAUCGAGACCUUGCAGCCAGAAACUGCAUGCUGGACUCGGGAGGGUGCAUCAGGGUGGGGGACUUUGGUCUGGCUGAGGACGUCUAUGCUACCGGCUACUUCAGACAGAACUAUCGAGUCAAUGUGAAGAUGCCCUACAAAUGGAUGGCCUUGGAAAGUCUUAACGAUGCCGUCUUCACGGAGAAGACUGAUGUGUGGUCGUGUGGUGUGACUGUGUGGGAGAUCUUCAAUGGAGGACGGACCCCCUACCCUGCCGUGGACCCGCUGUCUCUCAUUCAGCUGCUGGAGGAGGGGCGGAGACUAGACAGACCUCUCAACGCAGCAUGUGCCACCGAGAUUUCUGUGGUGAUGCGUAAGUGUUGGAGGGAGGACCCAGAGGAGAGGCCAACCUUCUUACAACUGUCCUCCAUUGUGGAGAGGCUACUGAUAGCCAUCGCUGGCUAUACUGAGCUCGGUAUGGUGCUGGUGGACACCAGUCAAGAGGAGGAGGAGUACAAAUAUGACUACGUACCCCCGCCCACUGAAGUCCCUCAUGGCUAUGACGAUAUUCCGUCAGGUGACCCUCUAACAACUGAGAACAGUGCCUAUGGCCUCGGGAACAAUCUAGAAGAGGAGCAACUCAACAAUGUGCCCACACUGACGCCCACUGAAUCCCCUCAUCACUAUGGCGACCUUCUGUCAGUAGACCCUCUAACAACUGAGAACAGUGCGUAUGGCCUCGGCGACAAUCUCAACAACGUGCCCACGCUGACGCCCACUCAUCACUAUGGCGACCUUUCGUCAGUAGACCCUCUAACAACUGAGAACAGUGCAUACGGCCUCGGGGAAGAAAUUACUACAACAAACAAUUAAAUUGAUACUUUUACUAUGACAUAGUGGUAAAGGUCGAAUGGUUGUCCUAUACUUAUCCUACCUAUUAAUUUAAUUUGCCAAAUUGUUAUUUUUUUAUGAUGUAAACGAUCAUGUUACGCAUGAA